GCGGGGCCGCGGGUCCGUGUCGGUGCGUGCGUGUGCGCUGCCCGCCCGCCGCGGGGGGAGAAAGGGGGGAGCCCGGCCUCCUUCCUCAUUUUGGGGCUGAGAAGAGCGAUUUCCUUCGCCAGCUGCAGUUCUGCGCUUUUUUUUCUCUUCUUUUUUUGUUUUUUUUUUCUUUGCCUUUUUUUUUUUUUUAAUUUUUUAUUUUUAAUUUGUCUUAUUUAUCAAACCCAGCCGCCGAGCCGGGCGCGGGGCCGCGCUGUGAAGCCGCGGGCUCCGCUCCCCGCACCGAUGGAGCCGCAUCCCCGGGAUCCCGGCCGCACCGCCUGGGCACUGCCCUGCCUGCUGCUGCUCGCCCUGCCCGGUGUGGGUGCCCAGACCUUCAGUCUGCACCAGCCCCAGGACAAGGUGUCAGUGGCAGCAGGGGAGACGCUCACCCUGAACUGCACUGUGUCUAGAAAGAAUGUAGUAGGUGCUGUGAGGUGGCUGAAGGGCUGGGACAGUGAGAACAAGACCAUCUAUGACCACAGAACGCCCUUAUCCUUUCCACGUGUGAUGGCAGCUGUGAGUGACUCUGACACAGACUUCAGCAUCCACAUCAGGAAUGUUACACCUGAGGACACAGGCACCUACUACUGUGUGAAGUUUACCAAGGGGCCCAGGGGUGAGGAUGUGGUGUUUCAGCGUGGCAGUGGCACAGAGGUGUCCGUGCAAGCCAAACCCAGCACCCCGAUCGUGUCUGGGCCUGAGCAGAGAGUGAGGCCGGAGCAGUCGGUGCCUUUCACCUGCACCACUGGAGGGUUCUCUCCCAAAGAAAUUGUGGUAAAAUGGUUCAAGAACAAGAACCCCAUGACAGCUCAGCAGCCCCAGAUCACAGAAUGGAGGGACAAAACCUACAAUAUAUCCAGCACCGUGAACGUGACCCUGCAGAAGGACGAUGUCCCCUCACAGGUGACCUGUGUGGUGCAGCACUCCACGCUGCCGGCCCCACUGCGUGGGAGCUUCCAGCUCAGCAGAGUCCUGCGAGUUCCCCCCAUUGUUGAGGUGCGCACUGAGCCGAGCUCUGUUGAGCUGAACACGACCGUGACCUUCACCUGCCUUGUGAAGGAGUUUUACCCACCAAACGUGUCCAUUUCCUGGCUGGAGAAUGGGAAGGAGAUGAAGGUGAAGAACGUCUCCCGGCCGUCGGAGCUCUCCGGGGGCUUGUUCCAGCUGAGAAGCUGGGUGGAGGUGCAAGCAACGGAGGAGAAAAACGGAUCCACGAUCGCCUGUGUGGUGGUGCACGAUGGCCAGGCCCCUGCCAACUCCUCAGCCUUCCUGCGGAUCUUCAACACAGCCCAGAGUGAAUGGAGCAAGGAGUCCCAGAUGCUUAAGGAUGAUAUGCUCAUCUACAUCGUGGUGGGUGUGGUCUGCACCGUGCUGGCCCUGCUGGUGGCUGCCAUUCUGUACCUCAUCCGGACGAAGCAGAUCAAGGGUAAAAGCUCGCCAUCUGCCAGGUUACAUGAGCCAGAGAAGAGCAGCGAGGCCACGACCCAGGAAUCUGACCCCAACAACCUGACCUACGCGGACCUGAACUUCGACAAGGAGAGGAAGACCAUCCGCCGGAUGGUGGAGAUGAGCCAGCAGUCGGAGUACGCCUGCAUCCAGACCAACCGGGCGCCCAACGGCGACGAAAACCUCACCUACGCCGACCUGGACAUGGUGCACCUCAGCAAGGCGCCCAAGCGGCCGGCCCCGCGCCCCGAGGAGAGCAGCUCUGAGUAUGCCAGCGUCCAGAUCACCAGGAAGUGAGUGAGCAGUGGCUGCUGGGACCCCCUGUCCUGCGGGGAGCUGCUCUGCUCCUCCCCAAGACUGUUCUCCUGGAAGCACUGGGAACAAUGUGAAGAUGCGCUGCGGUACCUGUGUUUUAGGAUGGAAAUGGAGCCUGCAAUACUUAUUCAGGUCUUCUCCCAUCCAGAGAGACAUGAUUUUUGGGGGCAGUUUGGUCCUGGGGCUGCCAGCUCCAUCUCUUUCAGGGCCCCCAUCAGGGGUUGCUUAACCUCAGUGUGCCGGGUUUGCCCGCCAGCAGAUUCAGCCAGCGGAGCAGCAGCUCCUUGGGAAGCUCCAGCUGGACUGAGGGGACAGGUACAGUGCCUCCACACCAGCUCUCAUGGGGAUGCCACUGCCUGACCCAUGGCUCCCCAGGACCAGCAGGGCCCCCACACUGCCUUCUGGGGCUCUGCCACCACGCCUGGACACCAAACUCUGGCUUUAAAGGAAGGACCGAAGCGUCCGCCCUCUCUUCCCAAGUGUCCCUUCUGCGGGACCUCUGUCUCGCCCCGAGGCCAAGAGGCUGGAAGGCCACUGAGCCGAGGCCCCCACCCUGCCGUCCAGGGGAGCUCCAGCACCGAGCAUCCUUCUCAGCAUCAUCUUCCUGUGCACAGCCUUGCCCUGCCCUGGGACCCGCCAGCGCUGCCCCAGGCUUGUACAAAGCGUGCGAGGGCCCCCCCAGCCUGGCUCCCCCCGGGAGCUCCCCGCAGGUACCGUGUAACAUGUUUUGACUGUUUGACAUGUAACUGUUAAUUUUUAGAGCUGAAACCCCCAAUGUUUUGUGUUGUACGUGGGUGUUACUGCUGUGUACUUAACACUAGAAUAAGAUGUGCAAAAUUAAGACCGAGGCCUAAGUAAAGAAUCCCCCAAACCCUCCAGAGUUUAUAAGAGACUUAUAUGCUUCCCCCACCCCAGCUCUGUCUUGGGGACCAGGCAGACCCUCCCUAGCCCACCCAUGGGGACAAAUGUCUUCCAUGUGCCCCCUACCUGGGCCACCAUAUGGAGUCUCACCCUCUGUUGGCUCCUUCAGCAGUGGAAAUUGCGGGAGGCUUGGGGGCACCUGGGGCCCUUGGGGGUGCUUUGGGAGCAAUGUGACUGCUUGUACAGACUUUUUUGGGGGGAGUUGGUUUUGUUUUUUUCUUUUUGCUUGCAAGAUAUUUUUAUAAUAAAAGUGAAAAGUCCUGUGCUGCUCCUGCA
Messenger RNA from Catharus ustulatus (Swainson's thrush), 3000 nucleotides. Its product is annotated as tyrosine-protein phosphatase non-receptor type substrate 1-like. The record is from RefSeq and is a predicted model, not a curated record. Gene Ontology annotation, cellular component: plasma membrane. NCBI's taxonomy places the organism in Eukaryota, Metazoa, Chordata, Aves, Passeriformes, Turdidae. Bases 286 to 1785 code for a protein of 499 amino acids. The transcript is spliced from 8 exons.